GGGACGGGGCCGUGGAGCCGCUCCGCCGGCUCGGGCAGCGCUGUCCUCGCCCGCCCUCCCCGCGCCGAGGCUGCCCACGGAAUGAGCGUCCCCCGGGCUGCCGCUGCCGCCUCCACUCGGGCUGCGGCGAGCGGGAGGAGAGCGCGGCUGCCGGCGCGGUCGCUGCGGCGGGAGCGGAGUGAAUGACCGAGAGGAGCGGCGCGGAGAGGCAGCCCCGGGAUCAGGAUGCGGGCGCCCGCCAGCAUCCUCAACCUCCUGCUGCUGUCCUUGCUGGCCGGCCUCGAUCCUUCCAAGACUCAGAUUAGCCCCAAGGAAGGGUGGCAAGUUUAUAGUUCAGCCCAGGAUCCUGAUGGCCGUUGCAUUUGCACUGUUGUUGCACCUGAACAAAACCUAUGUUCGAGAGAUGCCAAAAGCAGGCAACUCAGACAACUACUAGAGAAGGUUCAGAAUAUGUCCCAAUCUAUUGAAGUUUUAAAUCUACGGACUCAGAGGGAUUUCCAGUAUGUUUUAAAAAUGGAAACGCAAAUGAAAGGGCUGAAGGCCAAGUUUCGGCAGAUUGAAGAUGAUCGGAAGACAUUAAUGACAAAGCACUUUCAAGAGUUGAAAGAAAAGAUGGAUGAGCUUCUGCCACUGAUCCCAGUUCUGGAGCAAUACAAAACUGAUGCCAAGUUGAUCACACAGUUCAAGGAGGAAAUUAGGAAUCUGUCUACUGUGCUCACUGGGAUUCAGGAAGAAAUUGGUGCUUAUGACUAUGAGGAACUACACCAGCGUGUAGUCAAUUUAGAAACCAGGCUUCGUGACUGCAUGAAAAAGCUCACAUGUGGCAAAUUGAUGAAAAUUACAGGCCCCAUUACAGUGAAGACAUCUGGAACCCGAUUUGGAGCCUGGAUGACGGAUCCAUUGGCAUCAGAGAAAAAUAACCGAGUCUGGUACAUGGAUAGUUACACUAACAAUAAAAUUGUCCGUGAGUACAAAUCAAUCGCAGACUUCGUCAGUGGGGCCGAAUCAAGGACAUACAACCUUCCAUUCAAAUGGGCAGGAACCAACCACGUUGUCUACAAUGGCUCCCUCUAUUUCAACAAGUACCAGAGCAACAUCAUCAUCAAGUACAGCUUCGACACGGGGCGGGUGCUGGCGCAGCGUAGCCUGGAGUACGCCGGCUUCCACAAUGUCUACCCUUACACCUGGGGUGGCUUCUCUGAUAUCGACCUGAUGGCAGAUGAAAUUGGGCUGUGGGCUGUGUAUGCCACCAACCAGAACGCAGGCAACAUUGUCAUCAGCCAGCUGAACCAGGAUACACUGGAGGUGCUGAAGAGCUGGAGCACGGGCUACCCAAAGAGAAGUGCUGGAGAAUCCUUCAUGAUCUGUGGCACCUUGUAUGUCACUAAUUCGCACUUAACAGGAGCCAAGGUCUACUAUUCCUACUCCACAAAAACCUCCACUUAUGAGUACACAGACAUUCCUUUCCAUAAUCAGUAUUUUCAUAUAUCCAUGCUUGACUACAAUGCAAGAGAUAGAGCUCUCUAUGCCUGGAAUAAUGGACAUCAAGUCCUGUUUAAUGUCACCCUUUUCCACAUCAUUAAAACUGAGGAUGACACAUAAUUUUAUUUCCCUUACCUCCCUCAAAGCAGUCUCAUUUGUGAUUAACUCUUAAAGCAUCCAUCUCUCUCAGUUCCUUUUAAUUUCUUUCUUCAUUAAACAAAAGCAACAUUUUCUACUAUGUAAUGCAUCUCAAAUAUGGCUGAACCUGUCAAAAAUGACCUGUCAGAAAUAAAAAGCAUCUUAACUCAUGAUUCUGCAAGGUCUGUCAAGACCUUGUCUUGAAAAGCACUAAGGAGGAUUUAAAUGGCUAAAGACAGUUUUUAAAAGAUUAUGAUCUGCCUUAUUUUAGAGUCAGAGACUAAUGGUGGCUUAAAUGCAUGAAUGUCUUUUUUUACCUCAUUUUUUGUUUUAAUAUAUUGCUUAACUUCAGGAAACAUUUCAGUAGUGUCAGACACAUAUUGCACAUUGUAUUUUUUUAUUUAUUCCGAAAGAAAGAUUUAGUAGGAAUUUAAUUUUCUUAGACAAGGCAUAUGAUUCAUUUCGCCAUCAUCCAAUUUCAGAUGUGGUGCUGUACAGUAUGUUUUUAAAUCUCCUGCAAACAUUUUAUCAACAGUAUGUAUUUCUACCAUUGUAACCACCAUUGUGCAAUUGUAUCUCUUCACUUAUGUGAAAGUAAACUAAGUACUAUUUUUUAUAAAAUAUAUUGAAGCUUAAUUGCAA
Messenger RNA from Taeniopygia guttata (zebra finch), 2262 nucleotides. It is a transcript of the gene OLFM3, whose product is annotated as olfactomedin 3. Gene Ontology annotation, biological process: signal transduction. The record is from RefSeq and is a predicted model, not a curated record. Lineage: Eukaryota; Metazoa; Chordata; Aves; Passeriformes; Estrildidae.